This is a messenger RNA of Nomia melanderi (Alkali bee), 1375 nucleotides long. RefSeq lists its product as uncharacterized. Lineage: Eukaryota; Metazoa; Arthropoda; Insecta; Hymenoptera; Halictidae. The record is from RefSeq and is a predicted model, not a curated record.
GUGGGAACGUUCGAAGCAACGUGCCAUUUUGUUUCGCUUUGUGUAUUUUGCUCCGAAGUCGUCCGGCGACGUGUCAAUCCGUUCCCUCUCAACACACACCGCCAGUCGACCUCUGUGAUAUUUAUCAUUAGUAGUAAACGGCGAAUCGCAACACGAUCAGAAACGUCGCAGUAAAAGCGUACCGCCGGAAUCCGAACAACCGCGGAAGCAAGAGAGAAUGAAAAAUCGAACGCGAUCGUGCUAAACAAAAAUUGUUACGUUCCUCGACAACAUCGCUUUCAACCCAGAGAACUCAAAAACUCAACGGAAAUGGCGCCCGAACUCUGCGACCGUCGUUUCAAGUCAACGUCGAACAUCCUCAACGAGGCGGCGAGCCGCGAAGACGAGUCGCGGGAGGAUCUCUCCGCGAGGAACCGCUUCAGGACCUACACCUUCAAGGAUCUGCGACAGGAGAGGAAGUACUUCGCGGAGAACGUUGUCCAGGAGCGGAAGAAGUCGCGGAAUCUCAUCAGGAGGCUGAUCGGCUCCUUGGAGAGGAAGAACGAGGAGUGCAAAGCGGACGACGAGUUCUUCGCCCGGUACUACAGGAGGAACGAUUACUCGGAUCCGAACUUCGACCAUUCGCUCGGAACGCAGAAUUCUGACUUCGACGAUCUGGUUCAUGAAAAACCGAUAGUUUCUAGUAACAGAGGAAAUGGAUCGCCUGAUCGCUGUAAUGAUGUGCGACGAUUCGAGAGAGGAAGUGUGGAUCUCGUUGAUUCACGUGAUUUAAGUACUUCGGAAGGAAUACUGGAGAAUGAGAGUUUUGAACGGAGGAAGGACUCGAAGAAGAGGCUCGACCGGAAACGGUCCAUCAAGGACUUCUUGGGGUCCAUGAUCAAAUGGAGGAGGUCGAGCGCGAAGGAGACGCGUCAUCCUUUCGUUUCCUGCGAUCAUUUAGCGGACAAGAUCUCCGCGAAGAAGAAGGACAGGAAACUGCUGUCUAGGACCUCUUCGUUGAGCGCUGUCGACGGUUGCCAGAAAACUUUGCAGAGUGAAAAACCGAAGGCGACGAUACACCCUGUUUACGGUGGGAGGAGGAAUGAACAACUUUUAGAGGUCUUGACGAGGAAUAAGGAAAACUGGGAAGUCCCUGCUAUGGAAAGGAUUGUGGAGGAGCUUAGGAUGCCGACAGGAAUUAGAAGGCAUAGCGACAUGUUUUUCCCAACUAGGGGACCUAGAAAAGAAUAAGAAGAGAAUUGCUCGUUAGGGAUAAUUAUAAGUAACCAAGGGACAGUAUAGAAGAAUUGUUAUUAUUAGACUAUGUACUAUUUAUAUGUAUCAAGACGAUUGACUGAAACAAGAAGUUAAUGAGAAGCUAAUUGAGACUUUGAUU